Messenger RNA from Pecten maximus, 8961 nucleotides. RefSeq lists its product as uncharacterized. The record is from RefSeq and is a predicted model, not a curated record. The transcript is spliced from 28 exons. Bases 406 to 5244 code for a protein of 1612 amino acids. NCBI's taxonomy places the organism in Eukaryota, Metazoa, Mollusca, Bivalvia, Pectinida, Pectinidae.
UGGAGCGAAUUCGAACUAGUAGAAUAUCUAUUGAGCGCGUGAUCUGUGACCUCAAUAUACAUUGUAUAUCACAUAAGUGUAUAAGGUAUAUGAUUUAAGGAGGUCCAAUCAGUUAUGACGUUAUAACCGGCUGAGCCGCUCAACAUUCCAUGCUCCGAUGACUUUAUGUGGAAUCGAUUGAGAGGAAUCUCCAGGCAUUGCACGCUGUGUUUACCUGUCCGCGUGAGAGAGGUGUGCGGAACUCGCUGCCUCCUGUAGUACUUGGAUACAUUGUAACAUAUCGAUACCUGUUUCCAUUUAGACACAUUACGUUGGCCCUACCAGUGACACAUUGGAUAUUUAAUCCGUCACUGUACGCAGAUUCGAGGAUACUACCGUGUGUUUUUGACACUACAAUAUAUAAGAAUGGCAGGAUUUUUAAUCCUGGUGACUUGUCUAUUUUUGACGAUGUUUUUUCUCCCUGGAAAUGCCCAUGUGUCCCUGACUUUUCCACCUGCUAGGAAAUAUGCCCUGGACUUUCUGGAUAAUCUCCGUACACCAGGGCCCUGUGGAAUGCCGAAAGGUUUGGGUGCCCUCACAACUUUCAAGGCAGGGACGAAAAUUAACGUCACAUGGCACUUGGGCUAUCCUCACCAGGGAGGAUACCACCUAGCUGUACUGGAUCACAAUGACAAUGUCGUGCACGAUUUUUUCCAAGGGUUUAUUGGCCAAAAUGACCCCACGACAUUACAACAUGAGGUUACCAUUCCCGACAUAGCGUGCAAUAACUGUUCACUACAAUUGACCAGAGUGGCUGGAGAAUGGAGAUUAGCCACAUGUGACUACAUUUUCUGGUCAUGCGCAGACAUCAACAUUCUGUCAAGUUCAUCUGUGGAGCCGUUUGAAAAGUGCAAUGGACAACCUGUUAUCAACAACCCCGGCGGUGGUUACACAUGUCAAUGUGUCAGACGUUACCAUGGAAACCAUUGUCAAUUUAUGAACGAUUGUGAAACCAACACUGACUGCAGUAGCCAUGGUCUUUGCGCCUUCAUGGAAGCUACGUCCUACCCCAAACGGCAGUGUUACUGCGAUCCCGGCUGGUACGGACAGUUCUGCGAACACGAGUCGGUACUCCGGACAACGAUGGUUGACAAGUCAAUGUUUGUUCACACCAACUUUUCGGCGCAGUUUCAGAUGUAUCACAGAGUUUUGGAGACAGAACAAGAGUUGGAAGUCCUGCUUGAGGUCCAGACGGAUUCCUGGGUUGGGCUUGGACUGCGUCCUAAUGGUUACAGAAGCGGCUGCCAGCAUUUUCCAAUUCGAUAUACUGGUAGUUCUGGAUCAAGUACAGGUGAACCUGAACCCGAGGGAACAUCUGAACCUGAACCCGAGGGAACAUCUGAACCAGAGCCGGAGGGAACAUCUGAACCAGAGCCGGAGGGAACAUCUGAACCUGAACCUGAGGCAACAUCUGAACCAGAGCCGGAGGGAACAUCUGAACCUGAACCUGAGGCAACAUCUGAACCUGAACCUGAGGCAACAUCUGAACCUGAACCUGAGACAACAUCUGAACCAGAGCCCGAGGGCCUACAGAUUUGUACAACAGUUUUGAGACUCGGAAACCAUGUGUUGAAAUGGGAAGUAACGGCAGGAUCAGAUUACAUCAAGUUCACCCACGAAUCAAGAAUAGAUAGCAACCGAUGGAUGGCAAUCGGAUUCUCUUCUAAUAAAUCAAUGCUUAACGCCGAUAUAUAUACCAGUUACAAAGAUGGCAAUGGAAACGUCUAUUUACUAGACAGUAAUACAAUGGGUGUUUCUGUACGGAGCAUGCCGGAAGUAGACCCCGUCUCCAACGUUAUGAACAUCACUGGUGUGCGAAAUGGUGACAUCUCAUCAGUGACUUUCUUCAGAAAGAGAGAAACAGCUGAUAACAAUGAUUUCCAAUUCCCUGUAACACCAGAGAAGCAGUUCUAUGUAUUGUUUGCUGAUGGUCCUAAUUUCCAAGACAUAAAUGGACUGAAGUUGUACGAAUACCAUGGUUCCUCGAAGGCAAUCACACCUAUCAAAUAUUCCAUCCAAAAGUGUGAAACAUCGACACCGGAACCUGAAGUAACACCCUCGCCUGAGCCUGUAACGUCGUUACCGUCUGUUUAUGCUUGUGGUGAUUCCGUGGAGUCAUUAGAUGGAAAACAUACAUUGGAAUGGUUUGUCAUGCCAGGCACAAACUACAUUAAGUUCACCCAUACGUUUAACUUUAAAGAUGUGACAAAUCGUAAUGGAUUAUGGGCAGCGUUUGGGAUUUCUUAUGAUGAAUCUAUGCUGGAAUCCGAUAUGUACAUUAGCUCCAUCAACAGUUUUGGAACCUUAUCUUUCCUGGAUAGCAACACCAUUGGUAUGAGUUACAAAACGAAACCAUAUUAUGAUGCUAACCAAAAUGCCAUGGAUAUUAGUGGCUCAAUAAACAAUACCAUACAAACAGUUUCCUUCCGAAGAUUGAGAGAUACACUGGAUAGCAAGGAUAUACCAAUAUUGGAAACAACAUCAUUCUAUGUAAUGUUUGCAUAUGGACCAAACUUUGUUAUGAACGAAAAUGGACAAGCGAGUUUCGCAUUUCAUACUGCCAGGGAAGCUUACUCUCAACCACAGACGAUACCUAGAUGUGUUGCACCUGCGACAGCAACUCCUCGGCCUGAACCAGAAAGUACUCCUCGACCGGAACCGGAAAGUACUCCUGAACCUGAAGGUACUCCUCGGCCUGAACCAGAAAGUUCUCCUGAACCUCCACAUCCGGAGCCACACAUAUGCAGAGGGCAGUGGAACUGUGAUGUCUGUCGUCAAAACAUAUCGUGGGAAUUCAACGUUGACACUGAUGAAAUUACUUUCACAAUGAGUGCGGAUAUUCAAACCGGCUAUUAUUUUGCUGCUGGAAUCUCUUCGAAUCAAAUGAUGGCCAACAGCGAUAUAUUCCUGGUUGAAACUGACAAAAUGGGAGUUUCAGACAGGUGGGCAAGCAGCCGGACACAACCUCUAGCUGACAUGGAACAAGAUGACAUAAGAAUAUUGGAUUGGUCGCGUGAUGGCAGUAGGACAUCCAUUCGCUUUGUAAGGGCGAGAACUACAAACGAUCCCAAUACGGAUUGGCAGUUCACAGAUACUUCGGCGUUCUAUAUCUUAUUUGCCCGAGGAGUGUUCACCCCUCCACAUACAGCAUCUUAUCACACGGAGCGUUACUUUUCUGAUUCUACCUUCAGAAUAGACACCUGUGCAAAUCCAGAACCAGAACCAGAAGGGGAACCGACAGGCGAACCAGAAGGAGAACCGACUGGGGAGCCGGAGGGGGAGCCAACUGGGGAACCAGAAGGGGAACCGACUGGGGAACCAGAAGGAGAACCAACUGGGGAGCCGGAGGGGGAGCCAGAGGGGGAGCCAGGAUCAUGUAGUGGUUCAUCAGGACCAAGCGGCACUUCUGACACGACAGGAAGUAAUGUACACCAUAUGGACUGUACCGACAUGGUCAUUGGUUCGGCUAAAGGAAUUAGAAGUCGUAUCGGCGAUUAUUACUCUCGAGAUCGCUCCACUCCUCAACGGGACUCUUUCUAUGGAGGUUCCGAAAGCCUAACAGCUGCCGUCGGAAAUGAGGAUUCUGGCAUCACAAGGAUCUUAUAUAGGAGAAAGAUAACAGCCACUGAGAGGACGGAUUACCAAAUCAUGAAUGACUUCAUGCAUGUUAUUUGGGCGUAUGGACAAGAUAAUUCUGGUUAUAACCAUAGACCUAAUUCUGGUCUGGAAGCCGUGUCAACAGCAUCUGAUAAACUUUUCUACAAAGUUGAUGAAUUGAAAUACCAUGGUAACCUAAAACGAGGAGUCAGCAGGGUUAACUUUUUGAGAAAACCUGUCACAAACGCAAGCCAAUCAGACAGCUGCGUGUGGGAGAACGGCGAACACGUAGUAACGUGGAAGUACAUGCCGGAUGAGUCUGCCAUCAGAUUCAGUAUGACCGCCAGAGUUGCUGCCAAUCAGUACAUAGCUCUGGGUCUGUCCGUUGACAACCAAAUGCCUAACACGGAUGUGAUGGCAGGCUGGGUUGUUGACGGUGUAGCAGUGAUGACGGACAGGUGGGCCGCAGGUAGAUCCAUGCCGGCAGAGGAUACUAAUUCUAUUACUGACGUCAGUGGAUCGCGGGUAAAUGGCGUCACAGUCCUUAACUUCACCAGGCCGCUUACUACACCUGAGACAAACCAGGACAUACAACUAACGCCAGAUUCGUGCGUUAACUUUUUCUUUGCACUUGGAGGAACAUUUGACCCUGUCACAAAUAGAAUUGGUAUUCACGAUAUCACACCAAUUAGACAGCGUCUUUGUAUCCAGUGUGGAGGGAGCUCUUCACUAACAACACCUGCACCCACAACUGCGGGGACGAAACGUAAAGUCACUAUGCAGUUUAGGCUUCAGGAUGUGGUAUGGAAUGAUGCACUAUUGGACAAAGAUUCUAAUACUUUUAGAACACUCCAGUCUCGUGUUGAAGCCUCUUUAAUUCCCAUUUUAUCAAGACUAGAUGGAUAUGUGGUUUUCUCCGUAACAGGGUUUUCACGAGGAAGCGUGAUUGUAGACUCGGAAGUAGAGGUCGUCGGAUCAGCCCAAGCGGUCACAACAGCUGUCAAUACGACCAUGUAUCAAGAGGCAAGAUCAGGCAGUUAUGGAGAAUUUACAGUGGAUGCAUCAUCUUUGACUAUUAGCCAGGCAGAAGAAGUUGUUCCGACAACCAUGAAGCCCGUUGAAACCGAGACUCCAGAAGAUCUGCCUCUACCACUUAUCAUCAUUCUGGCGUUUGUUGGGGCCGCAGUUCUCCUUAUUCUUCUUCUGGGCAUGUGCAACUGUGUCCGCAACCACAACAAGAAGCAUCAAAUGAAGGAGGAGCACAAGUACUUACCGGAACAUUUGAACGGCAAUGGUGGCAGCAACGUCAGUAGUCAGGUGACCAGAUCAGAUUACAAAGGAUCCGUUAACGGGAAUGAAAGCAGGUAUCACCGGUGGGUUAAAAGUACAGGCGGACCAACCGUCAACCCUGCCUUCGACAGUCGUACCUAUGACAACCGCCAUGCACAAUCCACUUAUGCACCUCAACUCGUGUAUCAAAAGCCGGUUACUCAGAGCCAGGUUCGACGAAUGCCAGCAAGCAACCCUAACCAACAGCAGCAGCAGCGUGUAAAUGAUGGUCCAAAACCGCAGCCGGAAUUCCGGAUCGAGACUUACGUCACCGAGUAGCAUGUUUUUGUUUUGUUUUGUCCUCGAAGAUUCAUCUUUCCUUUUUGUUUUGAACCGUUCUUUGAUUCCGAUGAGUAUAUUUGUUCCUGUAACCUAAAAAUUAGCUAAUAAUGAAGAUUUGAAAAAAAAAAAAGAAGUUUAGUUUCGAGUUUAUAAUGGUCUCCACAUACGAUGUUUUUUGUGUAGCAUAAAACAAACUUCAGGACGAAAAGAAUUAUAUGUUACCCGUUAACAAUGUUCAUAUUUUUUAGUUUUAAAAUUCUAUAGUUUUAAUAUUGUUAGGUUAUAAAAAGUUGGGCAAUGUUAGCGAUGUCAGAUUAGUAAUAUUUAUCCAAAAUGUGUCUGAAAUAUCCUGAAUUUUCCGAAAACUGAUUGUUUCGCUUGCUUAGCGUACAUAUCUUUCUGUUUUUUAUUGUUUGUUUUUCAUUUUAAGUGUUGUCUUUGAUGUUUCGAACAUGUAUUUUUACAGUUUACAUUUAAUCAUUGAUACUAAGUACAGAUUUAUCGAAAGGGGAGAACAUCUUUCCCUUACGAAUUAAUCCAACAAGAUGGUGGCGGAUGUGUUAAUUAUAAACACUAAAAUGAAAAUUAAACUUCUGUAAAGUAAGUUUUUGCUAUUGUUUAGAAACAUAUCAAUCGGAUUUUCUUUUUACGUAGUGGAACAAUAGUAUAUUUAAUCAUAUCUAUUAUAUUGUACCCUGACGUACAAACCUCAGGUUGCAGUCAUGACACAAAAGUACUAGAAUAUUUUUAUGUUUUGUGUGUGUUUGGUCUCCAUAGAAUAGAAAGUUUACUCGUAUGUUUAAUACUGAAGUUUUUUCCAAAAAAGAGGGAAUGUUGUUGAGAUGACAUACUUAAACAAAUGUAAAAUGUUUAAAAAGCGAACAAAGUAUUAUUGGCGGUAUAGAAGGAUAUUCUGAUCCAGAAAAGCCUCUUAACUAUUCGCAAACACAAAGUUGAUUUGUUCCUAUCGUUUUAAUUAUUAUCAUUUAUUUUUAUUAUUUUUUUUUCUCAAUGAAAAAUAAAUAUUUAUGAGUUUUUCUUUCUCUUUAUAUUAUAUUCGGAUCUAAUCACAAUGCAUAUAUCUUGAGAAACGAAAUACAAACACUUUUGUUUUUUUUAAUAAGUGAAUUAAGUUUAUUUAAAUAUGGAUUCCGUUAUGGAUACAGUAUAUGCCGGGUACUGAAUCCAAAACUACAUCAUAUCACUCGUCAGUGGUGCUAGAAGGCAAUUAGGAAUUAAAAGCCUGCAAGAACAAAUAAUUAGAUUUAUAACGAAGAGUUAACGAGCUCCAGGAUUCAGCCAAUCCUGUUAAUUCUGGAUGCUGGGUUUUACUUCUGUAAAAUUACAGAGACAUUCCCUGUAACAGGAAGUAACUGUAUGAAGCAGGCGUACUGUAAGAAUAGUUCAUAUCCAUCAAUGUUCACAAAUUUCAGAUUUAGACAGUAUAUCAGUGUGUUACAUAUCAUUUGUCCAUGAUACUCGCAUCGUCCUCGGUUGAUUUUUGUUCAGGUUAAUUAAACAAUGUAUCCACCUUAUCAAAAAGCUAUAAUUGUAUGAUAUGCAUAAUAUGCCCAUUUAUCUUGGAAAUAAAGGCUUUCAAGCAUAAUAACAAAUAUUUGAUUGUCCUUAAGAACAUCAAAAAAGAAAUUUGAUUAGGUACUGGAUAUAUGGACUGACUUCAGCACUUGUCAUGAUUUUUGUUGAUACAAUAUACAUGUAGUUCAUAACUGGACAUCGGACAAAUGCAAUGCAGAUAUGUAUUUUCAUGAAUAUAUAUUUUUUUAAAUUUUGUAUAGCCAUUAUACAGAUAUUGUAUUUGUUUUGUUUAAUACUUUUUGUUAUGUUAUAUGGAUAGAGUUUGAUAUUGAAAUGUACAUGCAUAUAUAUUAUUACAUCAAAGUUGUUACUAAUUACGCUAAAUACAAUAUAUUUUUAUACCGUUAGAACUUUUUUCACCUGAAGUCAAGCAUACCAUAUCUUCUGGUAUGGAGCCGAAUGUAUCCUGAAUCAGGCAUUUACUUAAUCGACGGCUGGGUGUCGAAUUUUCUUUUCUUUGUAGUGUCCGAACAACGUUUCUCUCUUGGAGUUGCUUCCCCUCUUGCAAAACAAAACGUGAAAUAUAUUCACUGAAAAACGAUGUAUUUUCAUUCAAUCAUUUAGAACAUUAUGUUUAUAAACCAGCCAUGGGGGAUUCAUUAGGCUUCCGAGAAAGGAUCACAGCUUAUAAAUCUAUAGAACAUUAAUUUAAAAGACAAAAGGAUUGAAAGGCCUGUAAACAGUCGAAAAGUGUUGAGACACUCCGAGUACUUCAAAUAUGUACCGAAAUCAAUUAUGUGUCUAUAUGAUCUAUAUGAAUCUCAGUGUCAAUACAAAAUACUCUUUAUCCGUUCUGAUAAAUCUGAUAAUAUAUUCAGCUAGAAAUUAGUCUUUAAAGGGGCAAUCCUUCUUUUGAAUAAAGGUUAUGUCGUCAAAAUGGAACUUAAUGGAAAAUAUGUAUUUUCCCAAGUAGUAAGAGCUAAUAUCUUCACAUUGAUACGGCAGUUUUACUCGUAAGGUAAGCCGAAGUUCUUCAAGUAUCAAAUCCUAAAAUUCUUAAUUCGUCCCGAAGUAUCACUAAUUACCGCAAAGACAGACGUUAUUUGUGUGCGUUUCAUCAUUUUUCUGUAUAUUUCGGAGUUACUUUCAAUACUAGUAGACACGAACACUCAUAUAAUCCUCGGACAUAGAUUUCAUCAAUACAAAUAUUAUGCACCUUUCUGUUGUCCAAGCGAAUUAAUGCCCCUUUAAGUUAAUUGUGACAUAAAGUCUGCUCUCACUUAUGCACUAUUGACCAUUGCAGCGUGUACAUUUACUGAGCUAUGUGUAGGUGGGUCAAACGACAUUUUACAAAGUUCAUGCAGGCUAUGAACGCAAGUUGUAUGUACAUGAAUCACCUUAUAUUGCCAUUUCAUGUCUCUGUAUAACAAUUUCAGUUUAAGUGGCAGUCAGGCUCUGUGUAAUGAAUUCUUUACGUAGACGUAUUGUUAUCUUCCUGUUGUCGGGUCUCAUAUUUCGCGAAACAUGAGAAAUGUCACAGCAACACUUCUUCUAUUUAUAGAAACGCAUUACCCAUUGAAUGACAUUUAUUCUGAAAGAAAUUUCACUGAAACUUGUUGUGUUGAUGACAGUCAAUAAUUAUAUAUAUAUAUUAUAAGAAUUGAAACAAUAUUUGAGAAUCAUUAUUAAAAAUAUACAUCAAACGUUCUACUAUUUAUUUAAAAUUUAUGAACGAAUCCACUUUAAAAGUAUAUCUCAACAUAUUGACUUGGACCAAAAUAUCUGGAAUAUCUUGGUUGGGUAUUUGAUAUAAUUUAUUUUCUGAUUGUGAUUUUAGCUACCUGCACCGACUUGCAUAAUAAAUCUCAAUACUAAAUAAAGUCUCGUAUGAAAUAAGUACAUCUGUAUAUCAAUUUUCAGGUUUGACGAUGAGUUACAUAAGUUGCGGGCUUAUUAAGAAACAGAAGAUAAGAAUUUUAAAAAAGACAUGAAACUAUCAGGCUUGUCGAAAAUAAAAGGUUGAGAUUUUGUUUGCAAGUGGGAUCCGGUAGAGUCCGGUAGAGUCCGGUAAGAUCCGGAAAGUUCCGGUAAAGUCCGGUUUAUCCAUAUGUCUUUUCUGUACUCAACUCACAAAUCACUUACAGUUUUUGCAAAGAGGAAUAAAAUAUGCCAAGUUAU